CUUUAUUCGCCUUACCUUACCUACGUAUAUGAGCUUUCGCUACGGGAUCUCCAGCUACUCACCACGGCCCGCAUCAUGGCGUCUCUCGUCGCCAGCAGUGGCGAUGGCCUCGCUAGUCGGCUGGGAUUGAGCCCAUGGCUGCUCUACUCCAUCGCUGGCUUCACCUGCUACGCCAUCCUCUGCUCCUCCCUUCGUUUCCAGAGACUCAAAACGAUGCGCAAGCGCCUCAAUUUCCCCGAUCGAGAGUCACUUUCUCGCAUGUCCAACGAGGAUGCGCAGAAGAUUGUCAGCUACAUCAGCCUUUACGAGUUUCCGCUUCUUUAUGACUUUUCGCUUAGAUAUGCUAUUUUCAAGACCUACGCUAUAGACAAUAUCGGCAAUCUUCUGUACAAAGUCAGCGAUCUUGCCAAGCCCAGUGAGGCUUCGAAACGAUAUGACGAUACUCAAGUCUUGUUUGCUAGCUAUGCGGAGUUCCCCCCCGGAUCCGAAUACUUGGCCAAGAGCGUCGCCCGCACAAACUUUUUGCACAAUCCAUACAGACAAUCCGGCAAGAUUCGCAACGAAGACAUGUUGUAUGUCCUCUUCGAAUCCAUGUAUCAGCCGAUCCGCUUUAUGCGUCUCUACGAAUGGAGAGAGAUGGCAGAUAUGGAGGUGGCAGCCGUUGCCAUGUUCUGGAAAUACAUUGGCGAGAUGAUGGAGAUUGAUUAUGAAGCCGAGCUGGGCAAGAACCAGUGGAAAGAUGGCAUUGAGUUCUUGGAAGACGUGGAACAGUGGGCUAUCGAGUAUGAGAACAAGCAUCUCGGCCCCUCGCCAGACAUUGCCAAGCUCGGCCAGGUCUUGGUUGAUUUGCUCUUGUCGGCGUAUCCUGCAUUUUCGCGAGAGCCUGGAUACAAGAUCCUCAUGGUCCUCAUGGGCGAGCGAAUGCGGCAUGCUUUCAGUUUUCCCGAGCCUGGAGUACCAGAAUCUGCCCUCACAUAUCCUCUACUUCUCGCCCGAAAGCUCUUUAUACGCUAUCUCUGUCUGCCUCGCAUCUAUCCGGCCAAAUUCAUCGGCAAACCGGAUCCAGUGACGGGACGCAUCCAGCAUUAUCAUUAUCUAAAGGAUCCUUGGUACGCUCCGCCCACCUUCUGGUCUCGCUGGGGCCCUGAAGGCUUGAUGCGACGAGCAUUUGGGCUCAAGGUAGCUGGAGAUGGCGGCGAAGCAAUGAUGCCGGAUGGAUUCCUGUUUGAGGACGUUGGGCCUCGAGACAAGAUGGGCAAGGGAAUUGAUGAAACUGCGCGCCUGGCAAGAGUGGCGCAGACAAAGGUGUCUGCUUCGGCUUGUCCUUUUGCACUGCCCAGGAAGAGUUGAGACUUAAGAAUACUACCUAUACCUAUCCUAUACUAUACAUACCUAGCUAGCAGGGAAAUAGAGGCUGUACAG
This is a messenger RNA of Trichoderma virens Gv29-8, 1422 nucleotides long. RefSeq lists its product as uncharacterized. NCBI's taxonomy places the organism in Eukaryota, Fungi, Ascomycota, Sordariomycetes, Hypocreales, Hypocreaceae. The record is from RefSeq and is a predicted model, not a curated record. Bases 76 to 1350 code for a protein of 424 amino acids. The transcript has 5 exons. Gene Ontology annotation, molecular function: oxidoreductase activity.